Messenger RNA from Carcharodon carcharias (great white shark), 9666 nucleotides. RefSeq names its product RAD54 like 2 (gene rad54l2). Gene Ontology annotation, cellular component: nucleus. Gene Ontology annotation, molecular function: ATP hydrolysis activity; ATP binding; ATP-dependent chromatin remodeler activity. NCBI's taxonomy places the organism in Eukaryota, Metazoa, Chordata, Chondrichthyes, Lamniformes, Lamnidae. The transcript has 24 exons. The record is from RefSeq and is a predicted model, not a curated record. Bases 378 to 4763 code for a protein of 1461 amino acids.
GGUGGCGCAGUUGCAGCUUGUUCGGCGGCCGGACCGUUUGUCGGCGUUCCCUGUUUCCCGGGGAGGUUGUGUCGCGCGUUGGAGCGGCUCCCUCUUUCUGAUUGUAGUCGGUGUGAGCGGGGCCUUCAUUUUCUGAUUUAAAUCGGUUUGGGGCGGGUUUAUGGUGGUGGAGUCGCGACUGCCUGAGGGUUGCUGAUUGUGCAGACGCUAAAGUAUAUCGAGAAGCAAAUGCUUAAAGGACCUGUGCCCUAUAGACUAAGCGUUGGCUGGCUGCCCAUCACGGCCUAGAGUCACACUUUGUUAAAGAAGCAAAAGAAUUAUGGUCCACAGAGGGGGGACAAUGAGUUUGUAAUGCACAGUGUCUGCUGCUCUGGGCCAUGGAGGACGAGUCUAUCUCAGGGAGUGAUCCAGAUGUGGAGUCGGAGGAUGUGGAAGAGGAAGAGGAGGAGAUGGAGGACAAUGAUGGUGAUGAUGAAGAUGACCUGGAGGAAAAUGAUGAUUCUGAGCCAACCCCCGUCAGUUCUGAGCAUUCUCCACAGCCCGAUGCCAGGGGAUGGAAAUGUUCCACUUCAACUACCUCAUCACAGAAUGAAAGGAAGCAGGCUUGCUCAGAAAAUGGCAAGAAGCAAAGGUCAACAAAGCCUGUCCACAUGAGGAGAAACAUCCGAAAGCUACUACGGGAGGACCAACUUGAGGCUGGAACCAAAGCAGCACAACAGGAGGAAUUAGAGCGACUUAAACGUCUUGAGCAGCAGAGGAAGGAAUUUGUCUUACCCACAUUGCCAUUUGAACUCCUACAAGAAUCCAAUACUCAAUCCUUAAAAAAAGAGCCAGUCUGGAAUGAGGAGGAAACUGCACAGAAAACAGAUGAAGUUCUGUCAGCUCCACCAAGACUCCCUAAACCUGAGGUCAUCUGUGUGGAUAUAAGUAGUGGGAGUGAAGAGGGUGCAGAGGCAGAAGAGCGAAUCAUAAAGGACGAGGAUGUGAUUGAGCUGAGCUCAGGGGAAGAAGAUUCUCUGCACAUUCUUGACAGUGAAUCCAGCAACGAGGAAGAGGAGGUGAACGAGGAGAGCAGUGGUGCGCAUGUGAACGAUGCCUUGAAUCAGCCAGAUGACCUGGGCCGUGUCCUGGUCAACAUAAAUCAUCCACCAAAUGAGCAAGAUAUUUUCCUGGCACCCCAGCUGGCACGAGCUGUCAAAUCACACCAGGUCGGUGGAAUUCGUUUCCUCUACGACAAUCUGGUGGAGUCACAAGAAAGGUUUAAAAGCAGCAGUGGUUUUGGCUGUAUCCUGGCACACAGCAUGGGCCUCGGGAAGACUCUGCAGAUCGUCUCCUUUGUGGAUGUCCUCUUUCGAUACACAGAAGCUCGCACUGUCCUUGCUAUCGUACCGGUGAACACUUUGCAGAACUGGCUGGCUGAGUUUAACAUGUGGCUACCCGCCCCAGAAGCACUUCCUGCAGAUUACAACUCUGAGGAGAUCCAGCCCAGGAGUUUCAAAGUUCACAUUCUAAAUGAUGAACACAAAACAACGGUGGCCCGUGCCAAAGUGAUUAAUGAAUGGUCAACAGAUGGCGGCAUGCUGUUAAUGGGGUAUGAGAUGUAUCGCCUACUGUCAUUGAAAAAGUCAUUUGUUACCGGGAGGAGGAAGAAGACAAAGAAACCAGCCGGACCUGUGAUUAUAGAUCUAGAUGAGGAAGAUCGGCAACAAGAACUACUGAAAGGGAUUGAGAAAGCACUGGCCAAGCCAGGCCCUGAUGUAGUUAUUUGUGAUGAAGGCCACCGCAUAAAGAAUUGCCAUGCCAGCACAUCUCAGGCCUUGAAGAGCAUCCGUUCAAGGCGACGAGUAGUCCUGACUGGAUAUCCAUUACAGAACAAUCUCAUGGAGUACUGGUGCAUGGUGGACUUUGUCCGGCCCGAUUUCCUUGGUACCAGGCAGGAGUUCAGCAACAUGUUUGAGCGUCCCAUCCUAAAUGGACAGUGUAUCGACUCUACGCCGCAGGAUGUCCGCCUCAUGCGGUACCGCAGUCACGUUUUACACAGCCUGCUGGAAGGGUUUGUACAAAGGCGAGGCCACGAUGUCUUGAGAGGCCACCUUCCUGAUAAAGAAGAACAUGUGCUGCUCGUCCGUCUGUCCAAAAUUCAACGAUCGCUGUACACCGAGUUUAUGAAUCGUUUCCGAGAUGCAGGGAACAGUGGCUGGCUGGGGCUUAACCCUCUGAAAGCAUUCUGUGUCUGCUGUAAGAUCUGGAACCACCCAGAUGUACUUUACGAGGCUCUGCAGAAGGAGAACCUGGCCAAUGAACCUGAUUUGGAUCUUGAGGUAAAUGACCUGAACGCGGGCACACCAAAUGCACGCGCUCUGCCCAUUGGGGGCAAAAGGAAAACUGAAAGUGCAGCCUCCACCGUAGAUUCUGCAAAUAGCAAGUUCUCCCAGAGUGUCGGAUUCAACCAUUUCCAGGACAAAGCCAACCAGGUCAUAACGUAUGAGUGGGCUAAAGAUGUGUUGGCAAGCUAUCAACCUGGCUUGCUAGAGAACUCUGCAAAAAUGGUCCUGCUGUUUGAGCUGAUUGAAGAGAGCCUGAAGCUCGGGGACAAGAUCCUUGUGUUUAGCCAGAGUCUUUCUACACUCUCAGUCAUUGAGGAAUUUCUUGGAAAGAGAUCGAUGCCAACAAAAACAGGCUCUGAGGAACCUUCACAACCCUGGAUCCGGAAUGUUAACUAUUACCGACUAGAUGGAAGCACCUCUGCGAUGGACCGGGAGCGGCUGAUCAACCAGUUCAAUGAUCCUCGAAAUACUAAAGCCAAUCUCUUCCUGCUGUCUACACGAGCUGGCUGCUUGGGAAUCAACCUGGUUGGGGCUAAUCGGGUGGUGGUAUUUGACGCGUCCUGGAAUCCCUGUCAUGAUGCCCAGGCGGUGUGUCGUGUGUAUCGUUAUGGUCAAAAGAAGCCUUGUUACAUCUACCGGCUGGUGUCUGACUACACACUGGAGAAGAAGAUCUAUGAUCGACAGAUCUCCAAGCAGGGCAUGUCUGACCGUGUCAUUGAUGAUCUAAAUCCAGUGCUGAAUUUCACACGGAAAGAAGUGGAAUCACUCCUGCAUUUUGUGGAAGAGGAGCCGAUUUUGUCAGAUACCAACUUAGAACCAGAGAAAAUAUGUGAUGCGGUGAUUCUCAGAGCAUGCGCCAAACAUAAACAACUUGUCACCAAGCAACCUUUCCAGCAUGAGUCACUGCUGAUGGACCGCAAGGAGUACAAGCUGACCAAGGCAGAGAAAAAAGCAGCUAAGAAGAGUUACGAGGAUGAGAAGCGGGCAUCAGUCCCUUACACCCGACCGUCUUAUGCCCAGUAUUACCCAGCCAGUGACCAGAGCCUUACCAACAUCCCCAUCUUUAGCCAGCGGCAUUGGAGGGGACCAAUCAAGGGGCUGGAUGAGAAGCCAGUGGCUAGUGUUCGCCCUUUACAGUCAACACCAAUUCCAAUGAUGCCUCGGCAGGUUCCAGGUGGAAUGGCAAUGCCUGGUUCGGGAUUUGGUCCUGUGUUCCCCGUCGGUCACCUCCAGCGGGCUGGUGUUGUGGUGCAGAAAAUCGUCACCACCACAGAUAUAGUUAUUCCUGGAACCAAUACAUCAACCGAUGUCCAAGCAAGAAUCAAUGCUGGGGAAAGCAUCCAUGUUAUCAGGGGAACUAAAGGGAUGUACAUUCGCACAUGUGAUGGAAGGAUCUUUGCCGUACGCAUGGGCAAUAAACCAAAAGUGACCGAGGGAAACCAUGCAGCUGCGUCAGGUUCACAGGGAGAUUCUCUCAAUCACGGGAGUCACAGUUCCUCCUCCCCUGACCAGGCACAGAAGGGCCUUUCCCCAGAAGAGAUCGCACGGCCCCUUUCCCCAGACAGCCCAGAGAUAAUAAGUGAGCUCCAGCGUUACGCUGAGGCAGCGGCUGCCAGAGAAUCCAGCGACCGGCCGGGGACUGACACCAACACGCAGGGAGACCACAGCAAACUGAGGCAGGCUCAGCCAUCCGAACAACUCCUGGGCAUCAACAGCUCAGCCUCGGCCCGUGCUGCUGCCUUGAAUGUGCCAACGGCAAGUCGCUAUGUGGACUGGACCUCUGGCGCAUUUGGGAUGGACGUAAGAGGAGGCAAGCGGAAGACUUCCUCUCCUUCCUUGGAGGACCAUGCCCGGAAGCAAAGGCAUUCAAUGCCAACGCAGAACUACUCACUCCCAGCUGGCUUUAACCUAUCGUCCAUCGGCUUGAGCCCCGAAAUGUCUGGGCUGGCUGGUAAUUGCCCGACUCUCUUAAACCCCUUGUACAGCGCGGGGAGCCCCUACUACACACUGCCAGGCUUGCUGGGGGACCCGCGGCUGAUGUACCCCAUGACUACUGAUCCACGACUUGCUGCUAGCACCGCCGGCCCUGCCGUCCCUACCUCAGCGACCGGCGCCGCGGCGCCCUUCAUGCUCAAUCCAACCUCAACCCUGCCCACAGGCCUGCUCCCUGGCCUGCAUCACCCCUUCGCCCAAUCUUUGUUGAAUGAGCCCCGGAUGUUCGCCCCAUACCCAGUGCCCCUGCUCACCAACAGCCUCCCAGCUGGCGUGGGACAAGCCAGCAGAGUCUUUGUACCAUCGUCAUCAUCAUCUUCUGGUUACCCAGCUCCGGAACUCCUGAGCACAGCGGCUCCCCAGGUGGAUGCGCCCACAGGGUUGGACACUGCCGGCAGUUCGGAUGAUGACGUCAUCGAGGUCACAAGCAGUAACUCGGGGUGACCGACUCAUGAGGGACAGGGCUGUUAUCCAAAUCUUUUUAAAUAAUAAAUAAACGUGUCACUCACCCGAAUUUUAUGGCCGAAGACGACCAUUGUAAAUGUUGUCUUUUUUACAUUUUUUUUAAAUUAUUGGCCAAGUGGUUUUUUUUCAUCUUUUUUAAAAUAAAAUUUUCUGCUGGAUUUUUUUUCUGUUUCUUGCCUGGAAGGAAUUUUUUGCCUUCGGUUAAGAAUUUAGCAAAGAUUUGACUUAAGUUGAGUAGAGAAGUGCAGUUGUUUCCUGUCUUUAGCAGGGGAGGCUGGGGGUCAUUGAGGAGCAAUGGCACAUAAAUUGUUUAAAGGGGCCGUGUCUCACACAAAUGUUUGAAGGGGUUGUGUGUCACACAAAAUUUGACUGAUACAUGUUUAUAGUUUUUGUUUUGUGUUUUGGUAAGAGCUGGUGUGCAGAGCAGGCAGGACUUGAUGUUUUCAAUAGGGGGAGAAAAGAGGUUGAGAGAAUUGGUGUAUGAGAAUCAUUUUCUCAAGUUACAAGCCCUGGAUCAGAAAGAGCUUUCUAACAGCUCGAGAGAGUAAAAUGGGGGAAUGGGGGUGGGUGAGAGAACUCUCAUUACUAGGAAGGAGUAGGAUUGAAGAGCUGAUGGAGAACUUAUCCCCCGAUGGCUUAAUGUCUGAACACAUCAUGCAGUGUAAUGCUGAGCUGUGCAGACCAGAAGAUUCCAGCUCCAUUUUCAAUUUGAUGGACUGUUUUCCUAGCUCUGUAAAUAAGAAAGAAAAGUCCUCUCCCAGUCCUAACUGCUGUUAGAGAGUGAGCUAUGAAUGCCUUGCUGGCAACUAGAAAAUUGUACCCAAACGUGAAACAAGCAAGGGAGAAGGGUUGAAACUGCCUGUGAAGGAAUAAUUUGCCAUACUGAGCAGUGGGAGGUGCCACUUGAGAAGCAGUUGUGGAGAUUGAUCGCAAACUCUGCAUUUACACUCUUGCAGAGUACCAUGAGCCUUCCCACAGCAAUGUUAAACCUGAACAAUAUACCUGUCUUUCAGUCACCGUGUUCUCUCGCUCCUCAGAUUGGCUUUACGUAGUGCUGUUGGGCAGUUGGCAAAAUUUUUCUCUGGCUACAGAAAAGAGGGGGGCAGGGGGAAGCUUCCUGUGUUAAAAUAUUACAAUUGAUGUGUUAUGUGGAAUCUUGUUUAAUUAUCCUCUGUAACAGCACACUGCAGUGUCAAAUCACGCAGCAAGGCAGAACAUAUGAACUGUGACUUAACUGGAAGUCUGUAGGGAAUUGCUUCAUUCAGGUAAAGCUCUGACUGGUGUUUUUAUGGAAGUAUUAAACCCAGAUAACUUUUAGAAGGUUUAAGGGUUUGCUUUAAAAGUUAAAGCCAGCAUUAUUAAUAUUUUUUUUCUUGGAAGUAAAUUCCAGUUUUAACUUAUUUAUGAACUUGGGUAUUUAUUAUCACAAGUUACUACAGUACAGAUGUUUUUGAAGGGGAAAGGAGGAUAAUAAUUCUGACCAAAGUUCAGCUAAUAUUUGGACCAACUGUAAUCAGACCAAACUGAUUCUGGCUCCUUGGAUUGAAUAAGAAACAGUGGAUGGAAUGGUGGCCUGUUGGCCCUUGCAUGCUCUAGAAGGGUUUGGUGAUUGAUAUGAAUACUACUUCUUGAAUUUAAGAUGUUUUCUAUAGUCUUAAAAUUGAAGUUAAAUGUGAUUAAGCAUCUGUCAUUUGUUAGAUCGGUAACUCCAAGUGACCUAACUGCAGUCAAUCACAGGGUCAUUACUCUAGUAUAAACGUUUUGUUGCAAUCACACCAGCAGUCAGAAUAUAUAUCUUGCUCGUUUCAGCCAGAAUGCCAAUGUUUAUACUUAUGGGUGUAGAUACCACUCAGUUGGCCAUUUCCUGGAGAGGUGUAGGUGAGAGAUGGAGUAGAGGAGGAGGAGUUCUAUUUUGAAAUUGGUUCUGAAGUGCAAUCCACUCUAGAAUUUGUAAAUGGCUGUUCAAGGUGCUGUUGUCACUGGUUUAAUCAAGCUACAGACCAUAAACCCAUCUCCAUGGCCCCCAAAUACAGUAAAAUUGUUUUAUUAUUCCCUAUUCUUUGGUUUUAGCAUGUCUUGUCAGUUGCAAGCCUUUCUUUAAGAACAAUUUUCCCUCUUUCCAAAAGACAAUAAUUCAUGGUGUCAGGUACACCAUCAUUGGCAACAGUUCAACGCCUCACCUGAGAGGCCAAUAAUAUUGGUUAAGCCCAGGUGGUGAGCAUUGGAGGACUAUUCUACUACCAGAGCCAUCACUGUAUAAUUUGUGUGCACGAACAUACUAGCACUUGGAGACUAGAGGGCGAGUCGUUAUAAUCUAGAUCAACCAUGCAGCCAUGGCUAUAUGUUAACCCAAAUGUCUGCAGCUACAUAAUGGACUGAUACCACACAGUGGCAGCAAUAUAUGUUUUUUUAACUGAAUUUCUGAGCGGUUAGCCUGAGGCAAAUGCCAGGAAUUGGGCUUGACAUGAUCCUGCACAGUUUGUGUCUUUCUAUUGUGUACAGUCUGGCAACUGACUAAUUUAAAUUAAUGCUCACACCGCUUGUGUUUUCUUAUUGAUGCUGACCCUAAGAUCUUCUUUCUAAAGGCUCGCCAUUUUGUACGCUGCACUUUAAAGUUGAUGUGAAAUGCAGCAAGAUGGUAAUGAGCAUCCCCAUACAGCAACCUUGUCCCUGACCACUGAUUUACCCAGUUCCCUUCCCAGCUAGAUUAGUUUACAGGCCCACAGCUCUCAAUGGGAUCAAUGGUGUCUCUGAAACCCACUCAUGGCGAUGGUUGCCCCCAGGCCUGCCUCCUGAUUGAGAGCUGGGGAGAGCAUUCAGGGUAAACGUGUUUCAUUUUCUUGUUUGUUUAAAAAUUAUAAACAAAAUAAUUUAACAGGAGAAGACCAAGAAGCCAGAUGUGAAUAGGUCGGAAUACGUCAUCAGCACAACCUAUACUGAGGUCGUUUCAAUUAAAUUUUUGAUUCCUUUGUCUUGAAUUGUUUUCCGAAUGUUCAGAGACUGUUAUUUGGAAGUUGUUGCCAUACGAGGUGAACAAUAUUAUUAAUUAAUAAAAGCCUUAGAGAUAUUAGCUAUGCAAGUUUUUUUAAAUAGUGUUUUUUUUGUUUGGACAGAGCACAGAUGGGGUGAGAUAAAGGGGGCUUUAAAAAAACUUGUCACGUUACCAGAGGCGGGACCCCAUCUGUCAGCUAGUAAUGGUGAAGUUACCAACUCUCCAAAGACUUGAAAUUGUUUCUUGGACCCUUGUAACUGUUAUGUCCUGUGCUGUAAGACCCACAUUGGAAGGGUUCGUGGAUGAGGGUAGGGGGAGCUCUGCUUUAUUGUGUCAUCCUGUUAUUCAAAUGCCCUGGUCAACUAUAUAUUUAAACCAGUAACUGAAUAAGGCCUUGGAAAAGUUAUGUUUGCCUGGGGGCAUGGGACUAGUGCUAGCUGUGAAAACUGCUAGUUAACCUUGGAGACUUGGUUCUGGGCAAUCUUCCAUUGCACUCAUGCAUUGAAUUCCUUGUUAAACUUUUGUGAAGUCAGUAAGGAGCCUGUAUAUUUGUUUUAUAUACACAGCUCUCAAUUGCUUCCCCUUUAUUUGCUUUAUUUUUUUGUUGGAAUGAGGGAAUCUUCAUAUUUUGGGUGUACCAAACAUCAAAUCAUGCGCUAUUAAUAUUUGGUGUGUAUCUGUUCUCUGACUAUACCCCACCCCCACCUUUAUACACUACUGCUGUUAAUACAAUCUUCAACUGUGUUCCAGUCAGGUUAAUCUGCUUUUAUGUGAUGAGUUCAAAUAACGUGCAUUUUGUAAUAAAGGAGGAUGAUUAGGAUAUCAGUUUGGGCAGUGUGGAUGUGGACUAUUGCUGGUUCUGGAAAUGUUUGUUAUGUCUCGACCAUUAUUGAUGGGGAGACUGAAUGUCUUGUGAAAGAGUAUAUACCAAUGUUCCUUCAGAGAGUCAUCCAGUCAUCCUUCAUAAUAGCUGCAUUCUGUGGUCGUCUUUUCAGUGGGGCAAAUUCAUUUAGAUCUCCCUCGUCCCAGUUGUGUUUUAACCAUGCGGGUAUGUUCCAUUUAUAACAAUGAAAAUUACAGCUGCAACACUGGCACCUGUAUUCCUUUCUGGAUUCUGUAACCCACCUACAGACUGUAUUGUGCCCAGAGCUAUGCAAGUGCUCUUUAUUCUGUAAGCCACAGAGUGUGUUACACAGAUGAGAUUGUGUUGUGCAAAUGUCAUGAUCUCCUCACACUUGCUUUUUGAGUUAGGGUGACAGGGAAGUGAUAACUCCCAGUCUGAAUUUCUGUAUCUCUUUCCCUUUGGCCCUUUCUGAUAGUGCUUCAAUUGUUUUUCAGUGUUAAAUAGUUGAGUGUAUUGCACCUGCAAAUGGAGGUGUGUUGUCUUCUGCCCCUGGAGUGCUGUACACUGGACAAAAUCAUGUCUAUUUGUUUGCUCAUUAUUAAAUGAGGAAAUGGAUUUGAUGCAUUGCAGUCAAGCCUCAGAGACUGUUACCACUAGGAGUUAAGGGAGUCUGUGGUGCUAAAUGCUGUUCUAAAAACUGCUGUUCAUGCACGUGUAACAGGUGCAAAGAUCUCUUCCACUGCCUUGGUAAUGGAAGUGAUGCUGUCUUUGCACCAAACAGGCUUACACCAGGCAGGUUUCUGUGAGAUUCCUCCGAUCUACAGGAGACAAAAUGGUUCAAGUUUAUUCUCCCCUUCCAUCCACUCCCCCCUUCCCCCCCAUGCAUAAAAUAAAUUGAAAACUAAUUUGUUCAAAAUAAAGACAACUUUUUUUUGUAAUUAAAUAUUGCAAGUCUGUAAACUGCCUAAUGGACCUCUCUUGUUUUUAUUUUGUAAAAUGAAAAAUAAAGACUAGCUCCUUUUGUGUUUUAGUAGAGAAAUCCUUUA